AGAGAGGGAAAAUUGCUAUUUAUAUGUCAGUUAAUGCAGAAAAAUUGCCUGUUUAACUGAAUGAGAAUAAGAAAGCAUUGAUUUUCCCACCACAAGAAGGAGUAAAAAUUCGAAAAAGGGGAAAGGAAAAUCGCGAAAGAAAGUAUAUCGCUAUUAGAAAGACGGUUGACGCAUAAUAAAUUGCUUGAAUAAAUAGGAAAGAAAGAGGCAAGGAGUAAAAAUAUAAUUCUCUACAAGACAAGAAAAGGAAAUCACGUUGGAAGAGGGAUAAUCGCUAUUUUAUGUGUCAGUUGGAACUGAGUGAGUGACCUGGGUUAAUGGGGGGGAAAGAGAGAGAGAUAGAGAGAGAAGAAUUCCCUAAAGUGGUGAAGGAAGAUAUUUGCUUUUUGGAUGUCGGUGGAUAACGAAAGGGUGGUUUGUAUUAAAAAAAAUAGAAAGGAAGUGAGAGCAAAAGAGAGAGAGAGAGAGUAGAGUUCCCUCCAGUAAAAAAUAAAAAUUUGGGAAGGCGAGAGAUGCGUAGUUAUGAUUGAGUAAUAUCGGAAAGGGCUUGUGUUCGGAGUAUUUUAACCGUGAUCAAUUAAGUAAUAGUAAUGAUAAUGAAGGGGGGAUCUAUGGUGUGGAAAAGCCUGCUAUAGAUAGGGCGAUAAUUUAAGUGAUAUUUUGAUUGACACAAUUAUAAAGUCUUAUGCUGGUGUAGGCUUCUAUAAUUUAAGAACCUUAUUUUGUAACAAUCUUGUACACAUUUCGAAAUGUCAGAAACGUCAAAAUAAAAAAUAGAGGAAACGUCAUCGCGGUGGAACAUUCGGAAACCACCUGCCGAACGGACAAGACCGUUGUUUGAGUCGGACUUCUGCCUUCGGUCCUUUUAUUCAUCUUCCGAAAUAUAUUUAUUUGCGUUUUACCGUUGUUUACAACUCAGAAGUGGGAUAGUGCCAUGCCAUCAAAAGACGAAAUGUUGUGUGCGCUGGAGAACGCCAAUGUGCUAGUGCCCUCAACCGCAACAAUUGCUCAAAUCCGCCAACUUUUCCAGCAGACAUUUCAUAUGAGUGACGCUUUGGCCGAGCUAAAUGAAAGCGUUGCUAACAUCGAUUUGGCUAUAAAGCAGUCGGAUGACGAGGCGAACACUCACAAGAUGACCGAUACCGACGCGCCGGAAACGGAAAUAGCUGCCUUGGAAAAGGAGUUACAAGUGCUUGAGCUUCGUCGCAAAAUCGCCAUUUUGAAAUCAUCGAGCACCGCAUCAGCACCGCUACUGACGUCACCACCACCAAUACCAUCAUCGAUGCCGCCAGCACCGCCAUGUUGUUCAAUAGCACCACCACCGCUAUCGACGCAGUUUCCAAUACACGUGCCUAAUCUGGAUGAUUAUGUGGGAAAGUUUGAUGGUGAAAAUGGAGUUGGAGUGGAACUAUGGUUCCAGGAAUUCGACCAUGCAUGUAGCAUUUUUCCUAUGAAUGCAGAAAUGAAGUUUUUCUGUGUGCGCCGCCUGCUUACUGACACUGCAGCCCUUUUUGCCAAGACCUCAGGCGCACGUUCUUACGCUGAUUUGAAAGACAAACUGUUGAAAACUUUUACCAAGAAGCCUUCGGUAGAAGAAGUAUUUAAAAAAUUAAGAGCUAGACGCCUGUUACAGCGCGAGAGUAUCACUCGAUACGUGUUGGAGAUGGAGCAAAUUGCGGGCACCGUGAUUCCGGAAGAGGAGCUAAUCAACAUCAUAAUAGACGGAAUCGGUGACCCAAUUAACACAUCAGCAAUACGUUUCGCUGCUGAAUCGCUGGAGCACCUCAAAGUUUUGUUGCGGAAAUACGAGUCGAUUCGUGCAACUCGCGGCACUACCUCUACACCAUCGUUCCUCUGCAGCAAACCUGCUGCUGUGCCUCUUCGUCCAGAUGGGAAGAAUAACAAAGACGAGCCACCCCGUUGUUUCAAUUGCUCUCAAUACGGUCAUUAUCAGAGCAAUUGUCCGAUGCCGCACCGUCCAAAAGGGUCGUGUUUCAAAUGCCAUCAAAUGGGUCAUACGCACCGGGAGUGCAAGAACCCGAAAGCCGUAACGUCAGCUGCAGUUUACCAUCCGCAAGUUGCAGAAUUCAGCGAAGAAAUAGCGGACCAAGUGCUGCUCAACGAACUCGAACUGCCGACCCAAAAGGAUUAUUAGUGACCGUGGCACCUGUUUUACAUCGAACUAUUUUAAGAACUUCUUAGAAUCACAGCAAAUAGAGCACAUCCUGAAUGCUACUGCGUCACCACAGGCCAACGGGCAGGUUGAAAGGGUCAACCGGGUGAUUCGACCCAUAUUAAGCAAACUCUCCGAUUCUCACGAACACGAUGAUUGGAAUCUACAUUUAAUAGACGCCGAAUGUGCUUUAAACAAUACUGUCCAUUCCAGUACAAAAUUCCCCCCCUCUAUACUUUUGUUUGGCAUUCAACAACGUGGACAUCUUGUUGAUGAACUAGAAGAAUUUUUGGAUGAUCGCCGCGGAGUUGAGCGCCAAGACUUAAAUGAUAUUCGUACAGAAGCUUCAAAUAACAUUACCAAGUCUCAGCGAUUGAAUGAAGAAUAUUUUCGGAAAAUCCAUAAACCUGCCGUUACAUAUAAAGUUGGCGACUAUGUAGUAAUACGUAAUAUUGACAACAGUACUGCCCAUAACAAGAAACUGAUCCCUAAAUAUAAGGGCCCGUAUGUAGUACAUAAGGUUUUAUCUAACGAUCGCUAUGUCAUUAGGGACAUCGAAGGCUGUCAAGUAACUCAAUUGCCUUAUGAUGGCGUAAUAGAACCAAAUAAGCUUAAGAAAUGGAGUGAACCUUGCGAAUGCGAUAAAGAAAACUGAGGAAGUUGUCUAUGAAUUAAAAUUGAGGACAAUUUAAGUGUCAGGAUAGCCGAGCUGUAGGCUUCUAUAAUUUAAGAACCUUAUUUUGUAACAACCUUGUACACAUUUCGAAAUGUCAGAAACGUCAAAAUAAAAAAUAGAGGAAACGUCAUCGCGGUGGAACAUUCGGAAACCACCUGCCGAACGGACAAGACCGUUGUUUGAGUCGGACUUCUGCCUUCGGUCCUUUUAUUCAUCUUCCGAAAUAUAUUUAUUUGCGUUUUACCGUUGCUUACACUGGGAACACUUAUAUGUUUGUUAGGUGGAAAACGGGCUUGUUGAGAGGGUUAGGUGGACUUUAGCGGGUUUUGUUUGCUCUUUAUCAAACAACUAUUUUUAUUUUGCUAAUUUGUUAAGUAAGGGGUUUGGAUAUGGAUUUAUGGGGAAAAACAAUGUUGAAAGAAUUGGCGGUAGUUUGAGGAUUUAAUAGAUUUUUGGUUAAAUUUGUUCA
Messenger RNA from Anopheles stephensi (Asian malaria mosquito), 3318 nucleotides. RefSeq lists its product as uncharacterized. Bases 935 to 2155 code for a protein of 406 amino acids. Gene Ontology annotation, biological process: positive regulation of cytoplasmic translation. The record is from RefSeq and is a predicted model, not a curated record. Lineage: Eukaryota; Metazoa; Arthropoda; Insecta; Diptera; Culicidae. Gene Ontology annotation, cellular component: cytoplasm. Gene Ontology annotation, molecular function: translation regulator activity; single-stranded RNA binding; mRNA binding. The transcript is spliced from 2 exons.